Molecule: messenger RNA, 2237 nt
Organism: Patiria miniata (bat star)
Lineage: Eukaryota; Metazoa; Echinodermata; Asteroidea; Valvatida; Asterinidae
Product: zinc transporter 2-like
Exons: 7
Coding region: 160-1848 (562 amino acids)
Biological process (GO): zinc ion transmembrane transport; response to zinc ion
Cellular component (GO): plasma membrane
Molecular function (GO): zinc ion transmembrane transporter activity
Source: RefSeq, a predicted model, not a curated record
UGUACAUGUAGAUAACUAUUGAGUGUAUUGUAACAGCAUGGAGGAAGGAUUAGUGGUAACAGUAACACACUGAAUGUGUGGCAUGUUAACGUGUGAAAACAAAAGUAAAUAUUUGUUUUGAGCACUCGGGGCCUGCCGCCUGUUAGUUUCUCUUGUGUCAUGAUCAUGGACAAAAGCCCAGAUCAGAAGUUAAGGUUUGCACACCGCACUAAUCAUGCUAAUAAAAGUACUAAAGAUGGGGGAGAUAACACGGCGGUGGUAAAUGGCUGGGCGCGGGCCAAAUCCACGGAACGGUGUCAACCACCAGAAUUUGGCCACUUAGACUUAAUAUCAUGCAAUCAUUCGUGUUCAGCUGCUGCGACAGAAGGUACAGCCAUGAAGAAAAUCCGGGGAAAUCAAAACAAAAAGAGUGACCACCGUGAUUACGGGAGCCAGCAGCAGCCACCGGCCUCGCCGAUUGUCACGACCGGGCUCGCCACGGGUCGUGUCCCCGGUGACUUUGAUGCCUACCCGUACCUUCCCUCCUCCACUGAUGUACCCACCAAUGUGCCGGCCUACUACAGCCAGGAUUCUCCGAUGCUCAACAACACCACCGAUCAUGAAGAUGAGCCGUUGUUGGACUUGGCUAGUUCCGGAACCGACGUCGACCACUGCCAUGCUGCGUCGUCUGGUAGUGGGCCAGACAACACCUCCAACCGAAGAGCGCAGAAACAGUUGAUGUUCGCAACAGUCGUCUGUUUUUUGUUUAUGGUUGGGGAACUUGUAGGGGGUUGGAUCUCAGGGAGUUUGGCCAUCAUGACAGACGCGGCUCAUCUGCUUAGUGACUUCACCAGCUUCCUGAUCAGCUUAUUUGCUCUGUGGAUAGCACGGCGGCCUCCUACGGCCAAAAUGUCUUUCGGUUACUUCAGGGCUGAGAUCCUUGGUGCGGUGGUCAGCGUACUUAUGAUAUGGGUCGCUACCGGUAUCCUGGUCUACCUUGCUGUUCAACGCGUUAUCACGCAGAAGUUUGACAUCGACGGUACGGUUAUGCUCAUCACUGCCGGCUGCGGACUUGGCAUAAAUAUUCUACUAGCAGUAGUACUCCACUUCUCAGGCCACACCCACAGCCACGGUGGCCUGGGCCAUGGCCACAGUCACGGUGGUGGCCAUGACCAUGAAGACGAUGACGAUGACAGUCAUGGCCACGGUCACAGUCACAACUCCGACAGGCCAGAGGACAAGGAAGAAGGCCGUCCGCACAGCAUCCAAGCAGACUCCAUUAAUUAUGAAGAGUCCGAGCCGUUGCUGGCCGCGGAAGCCAACGGCACCCUGCCGCAGGUCCGAGCCGUGAAGCGCAAGCAUCACAAGCACAAGAAGUCGCAAGGGAACAUGAACGUGAGGGCAGCCUUCAUCCACAUCCUUGGGGACCUCAUCCAGAGCGUAGGAGUUUGCAUCGCUGCCGUAAUCAUUAUAGUCAAGCCAACUUGGAAGAUUGCGGACCCUAUCUGCACUUUUGUCUUCUCAAUUCUGGUUUUGAUAACCACCAUCUUGAUUCUGCGGGACGCAAUCCAGGUUCUAAUGGAAGGCGUACCCAGGCAUAUCAACCUGAAAGACCUACACAUGGACCUCAAAAGUUUACCUCAUGUCAAAAUGGCACACGGCCUCCACGUCUGGUCCCUGACUACCACCCAAGCUGCGAUGGCUGUACAUCUAUGCAUUGAUCCCGGGGAAGAUUCUGAGAUGAUUCUCCAGGAAGCCUCCCAGCUCGUCCGCACCAAGUACAACAUAACCUUCUCCACCAUCCAAGUCGAGCACUUCAAGCCCGAGGUGAUGAUGUACUGCGGACGAUGCCAGGAACCCAAGCAUUAACCCGAAGGUGCUGUUAAAACAAUUGUCUGCCGCAGUGUUCACAGAGCUGUGGAUGUGCUGCAUAGAUUACUGCGGCCAAUUUCAUGGCGUUGCUAAGCACAAAAAAUGUGUGCUUAGCAAAAAAAAAAGCGGUUACCAGUUAAAAUGUUAUGCAAAGUAUAUUGCAUAUGACUGGUUCCAUGCUGAUAUCUGCUUAGCACAUUCGCCUCGUGAAUUUGUUAAGCAAUAUUUUCAGCUUAUGGCUCUGCAUACCAUUAGCCAAAAUCUCCGCUUACUGUAGCAGACAAUUCUGUGCUUACGGUAAGCGUAUUUCCUGGGUAAGCAAGGAAUUUUUGCUUUUGCAUGCGUACAUCCUGUAACUAAGGAUUCUGUGCUUGCAGGGUUAGGCC